AUGCCUGCCUCAAUCAUGUCUAGCGCAAUCACUGAGCCACGUCUGACAUCGGAUGAGCGAUAUCAGCAAUCGCUCAUCUAUGGUCUGAUCAUCAGCACGGGAAUUCUGUCCAUGAUUGUUUGCAGUUUAAGACUUUACACAAGAGCAUUUAUCAUCAAUGUGUUCGGGGUGGAUGAUAUCGCUGUCUGCAUCGCAUUGGUUUUCACGCAAACCUUCAACGGUAUAGGAAUUGCGAUUGUAUAUUACGGAGAAGGAAAACAUUUUACCACUAUCUCUAUUGAAGAUCGAGCAAUGUGGCUCAAGCUUUACUACGUCGCAAUGUGCAUGUACCUCUACACCUCAUUGUCAGUAAAGAUCAGCUUGCUGGUAUUCUUACGACGGAUCUUCAUCAAACCCUGGAUGAAUCGGCUCACUAUGUGCAUGUUUGUCUUUCAAGUCCUGUUCUCGAUCUCCGGUUCUUUUGUUCUAGCCCUUCAAUGUGACCCUCCAAGGGCUGCAUUUGACUUGACUAUCAAAAAUCCAACAUGCUACUCACAGUAUAAACUGUUCCAGAUCACACUAUACCAGGCGGUUCUCAUUUUCAUGCCUACGAGAAAGGUCGUUGCUUUGGUGGCAAUUUUUGGAUCGGGUAUAAUCGCCUGCAUUUCACCCGUUGUCCGCUUCAGCACGUUGGAUUAUUUGCGCAACGGGACCACGGACCUUACCUACGACUCGGCGUCAUCCCUGUACUGGAUGGCCAUUGAGUUCAAUCUGGGCCUUGUCGCGGGCUCCCUUUCUUCGCUGCGACCAUUGCCUCUUUUCCGCAGAUUCGGCUCUAGCACACAGCACUCCCAAGAUAAGGCAUCGACGAGCGAUGAAUCACACGAGCUUGAAAAUGUUAAUGCGAGUGAGCCCAGAAGUCCUUGGAAAAACGGAACGAGUUUUGGAAUGGGGACGUCGAUACUGGAGGAAAGUGUCAACGGCAGCCAAGAGCGCAUUAUCCAUGCGAAGGCAGAUUACGUGAAGCCAGAGGCGAGAGAUUGA
Messenger RNA from Penicillium concentricum, 1023 nucleotides. RefSeq lists its product as uncharacterized. The record is from RefSeq and is a predicted model, not a curated record. Lineage: Eukaryota; Fungi; Ascomycota; Eurotiomycetes; Eurotiales; Aspergillaceae. The transcript has 9 exons. Bases 1 to 1023 code for a protein of 340 amino acids.